Messenger RNA from Drosophila kikkawai, 1831 nucleotides. Its product is annotated as cytokine receptor-like. NCBI's taxonomy places the organism in Eukaryota, Metazoa, Arthropoda, Insecta, Diptera, Drosophilidae. The record is from RefSeq and is a predicted model, not a curated record. Gene Ontology annotation, molecular function: protein binding; cytokine receptor activity. Gene Ontology annotation, cellular component: membrane.
AUGAGAGGACGGUCGUACGUGCUGCUACUGCUGGGCGUUUUGGUAUUGCCUGGAGCCCUCUGCGAUGGGGAGGAUCGGGAGUAUGAAAGAGAUUUAAUGAUGAAAAAACCGGUAGGCAAUGUUUGGAGCGAACCAAAAGAAGUAGCGAUCGGCGAGUCGUUCUUCAUAUACUGCAAUACCACAAACUUUGAAAUCCAGCCUGGAGAUCUCACACUAAAAUUAGACUCUGGCGACGUUGCCCACGACAUGGUGCCUGUGAAUAAUUCUACAGUCAGGUAUAGAGAGGAAUUUUUAAGGAACGAUAUGAAUAAGUGUUACACUUGCUUUUUGAAGGAAGCAAAAAUCGAACGCCAUUGUAUCACUACUACGUUCCUAAACGUAUCGAACUUUGAGUGCAUGUUAUUGGUCUUCUCAAUGUCAAUGUCAUGUAAAUUUUAUAUAACUGAGUUCGACAUAUCGGCCGAAUACACCAUUACCGAUAGCGGUCAACAACCAGUCAAGUGCUGGCCAUCACUUCGGGACCAUAAAUGGAUGAUGAAGUGUGAGAUUGCAAUUGAUUAUAAAAAGGAGACGUACGCCUUUACCCUUUUAAAGAAAUUGAAAGCAAGGAAACUAAUUCAGCACUUGCAAUUAAGGCGACAUGAAAUAAUGGAACCGGAGUGGGAAUCCAUGGGAAACCGGACUUGUUUGCCAGCCCCUAAGGUCUUUAAGACUAAAGAGUGCCGAAUACAUCUGGUGCCACAGUCGGCACAGAUCGGUCGGCACGAUUUAACGUUGAUCGACGAGCCCGCAUUGUCAGGCCAACUUUUUUGUUUCGAUUCGCCACGUCAUGCCCACCAAAAAUUCGAAGUGCAUCUGCGGUGCAGCCUAAGCAAUCCACCAGGGGCCCAGUCGACAGAGUUUGUCCAGUACGACUAUUUAACUCCACCAGCUAAGCCCGAUCGUCCGCCGGAGCUACUGCCCAACGGGUUCUUUCACGACUUUGAAAAUAAGAAGCUUUUCGUCUAUUGGCGGCGUCUGGAUGAACUGGAAUUAAACGGACCUAACUUCACAUACUCAGGACAGGCCAACAGCGCCCAGCAGGCACAUCUCCUGGACAACAACUCCGCUUAUUUUGUUAACUGGGAUCCAAAGCUACCAAACACCGUUUUCGUUUGGAGCGAAAAUUCAAAGGGACAAUCGGAAUACACCAGUACCCUCAAUAUUCCAGUUCUGACCAAUUCCUCAUCUCAUCAACCGCAGGAACUCUCGUACCAAGUCGAUACAUUUACCAUCUUCUGGCAGCCACCAAAAAAUCGGGACAACCUCAUUGGGUACACCGUUUUUUGGUGUCCCAUGUCCAAUAAAAAUCUUGAGUUUUGCGACGACCGCGAGCCUAUUAAGUUCCAGACACUGAGAGGAUCAACAGUUAAUCAAUUUAAUUUUAAUAGGACGAUGAUAAUGUACCGCAAAGCAGUGGCGGCUAACUACAAUGAUAAUCGGAGUGGUGGCAUGCAGUGGAUCGGUGUCGCGCCGUUUAGAAACAAGGAGCCUGAAAAAAAGGUUACAAAUUGGUUUUUUAUUAUUUCCAUUACAAUGUGUUUUUUCUUUGGAAUCCUUUCUGCUUUAGCCAUCUUAAAGAAACGGCGAAACAUUUCGUGAGUCGCAGCAGAACAAUUCGUACACUCGGGAAAAUAAAUAAAAACAUUCAAAUGUUUAAAAUUACAAAAUCGUGACUACAUGACAUUUGUUUCAAGGCCAUAAUAAACAUUAUAAUCGAACUCGUAUCCUUAAGAUCAUAGUUGGAGGGUUAAAUAAUUAAUUAUUUUAAUUAUACGGAACUUACAUAUGU